UUAACAGAUACAUUUUCAUUGAACUUGAAGUGAUCUGGAAUGUGUGUAAAGUGGAAGUGGAAGCGCACAGAAGAAAUCCCGUGUGGAUGGGAAAAGGUCAGCCCCCCUGGACAUACACAGUUACAGGUUCCACCAAGAGCUAGGAGAAGGCAUGUUUGGACAGGUGAUGUUGGCAUCAUAUACACCAAAGAAACAACUCGUGGCAAUUAAGACGGUGCCCAAACAACCCAGCAAGGGCAACUUUACAUGCAUCAUGAAAGAGGCCAGACUCCUAAAGAUCGCCAGAGGAUGCCCCUUUCUAUGCCACUCCCAUGCCACAUUCCAGUCCGAGCUGCAUGCCUUCUUUGUGCUCGAGUAUGCCGGCGGGGGAACACUGCACAAACUGAUUUCCGACCAAGGAAUUCUGUCGAUGAACAACAUCCAGUUCUACACUGCAGAGAUGGUGAUAGCCCUACAGUUUCUGCACUCCAAUGGCAUCAUUCAUCGAGAUCUCAAGCCUGAAAACAUUUUGGUGGAUAACAAUGGACACAUCAAGAUCUGUGACCUUGGCCUCGCUGUCGAAGGAGUGUUCGACGCAAAGAAGAUCAGCGGAUUGACAGGAACACCUGGAUACCGUGCGCCGGAGGUUUUGUCAUUGGAGAAGUAUAACGCUGGAGUGGACUGGUGGUCAUUCGGUGUCAUCAUGUACGAAAUGGCCACUGGCAGACAGCCAUUUGCCCCAUCACUGGUUUCUGCUCAGGAGCUGUUUGAGAUUAAGGAGAAGAAGCUCGAAUAUCCGCGUCACAUGAGCCAGGAAAUGCUGGACCUUCUGCCAAAGCUUCUGGAGAUGAAUAAGAACAAACGCUUAGGAUUAAAUGGUAACAUCAGGAAGCACCCAUUCUAUGCCAGAAUCAACUGGAGCCAGCUGGAAAACAGAAAAAUAAAGGCACCUUUCCAGCCCAAAAUUCCACCAGUAGAUAAGUUAACAGUGAUUCAUCCAGCAUUCUGCUCUGAGACAACUAAGCAAAAGAGAGCAAAUGUGGAAGAUUUCUCCGAUGUGGAUUCCAACUGGAAUUGGCAGGAGUAAAGCAUUUUCUGUGCUCAUGUGGACUAACCUCAAACAACCUGUACAGCAAGUGAUCAUGGCAACAUACCAUCCAUGGCCAAUUCCAUAUAUGAACAUCAGAUCUGCCAUCUACUGUCUACUGCAAGUGUUUGCCUGUAAGGCCAUCUACACCAACACCACAUGGGAUCCUUGACAGUGCACACAAGACAUCAUAAGAGGCCCCACAGAAGAAAGGAAUAGCUGCGAACCGGACUUUGUAAAUGGAGAAAUCUAGCAGACCCUUGGAUAAGGGUUAAAUGUAUACUGAACAUACAGUGCACUGUUGAUUAACACCAUUCAGUAUACUUCAGUUUUUUAUAUAGGGUAAGGUAAGUGGUAAGUAUAGCAUUAAGAUUUCUUUCUUUUCUAUCUUUCCUCCCAAUCUUUUACGGUGUUCUUAUAGAUCUUAUGUUAUAUAGAAAUAGAAAUGUUGUACAAGUUAAUGCAAAAAAAAAAAAAAAAAAGGGUGGGUGGGUGCCUGGGAUGUUAAAUAUGAAUAUGAAAGUUAUGAUUAUUUAUUUCUCUUUUUUUAUGCUCUACUGUCUUUUCCCUGUAUGUAGUUUGUAGCUCAUAGCUUAAAGGUAAAGUUUAUGGGUAAAGGGUUUACAAGAUAUGGCAGUAGUGAUGUGGGAUAAGGAUUUUAUGAUUAUAAUUAUGGGGUAUGGGUAUUAUACAGGUUAUAGUAAAGGGAUAUGAUAUUAUGAUUAUAAUUAUGGGAUAUGAGUACUAGAAAGGUUUAUAGUAAAGGGAUAUGGGAAUAGUGAUGUGGGAUAAGGAUUAUAUGAUUAUAAUUAUGGGGUAUGGGUAUUAUACGGGUUGUAGUAAAGGGAUAUGAUAUUAUGAUUAUAAUUAUGGGAUAUGAGUACUAGAAAGGGUUAUAGUAAAGGGAUAUGGGAAUAGUGAUGUGGGAUAAGGAUUAUAUAAUUAUAAUUAUGGGGUAUUAGUAUUAUACGGGUUGUAGUAAAGGGAUAUGAUAUUAUGAUUAUAAUUAUGGGAUAUGAGUACUAGAAAGGUUUAUAGUAAAAGGAUAUGGGAAUAGUGAUGUGGGAUAAGGAUUAUAUGAUUAUAAUUAUGGGGUAUGGGUAUUAUACAGGUUGUAGUAAAGGGAUAUGAUAUUAUGAUUAUAAUUAUGGGAUAUGAGUACUAGAAAGGUUUAUAGUAAAAGGAUAUGGGAAUAGUGAUGUGGGAUAAGGAUUUUAUGAUUAUAAUUAUGGGGUAUGGGUAUUUUACGGGUUGUAGUAAAGGGAUAUGAUAUUAUGAUUAUAAUUAUGGGAUAUGAGUACUAGAAAGGUUUAUAGUAAAGGGAUAUGGGAAUAGUGAUGUGGGAUAAGGAUUAUAUGAUUAUAAUUAUGGGGUAUGGGUAUUAUACGGGUUGUAGUAAAGGGAUAUGAUAUUAUGAUUAUAAUUAUGGGAUAUGAGUACUAGAAAGGGUUAUAGUAAAGGGAUAUGGGAAUAGUGAUGUGGGAUAAGGAUUAUAUAAUUAUAAUUAUGGGGUAUGGGUAUUAUACGGGUUGUAGUAAAGGGAUAUGAUAUUAUGAUUAUAAUUAUGGGAUAUGAGUACUAGAAAGUGUUAUAGUAUAGGGAUAUGGAAUUGCAGCAAAUCAUAGCAGUAAAUUAACUGCUGAAAGAAACACCACUUGCAGCCUGUUUACUCUAUGAUUUGCUACAAUAAGUAUGAAUGGUAUGAAUUGGUGUGUGAAUGCUAAUAGGGAUCCCCAUUGCACCAAUUUAGAAGAUGAACAUAGUGCACCUUCUGAUUGGCUGCAAAUUUAGUUCACCAUUAAAAUGUAGGAAAAUAUAUAUAAGGCCUUGUGCCUCUUUGACCCAACAGGAGGGGAGUAAUUAUGCAGCAGAUGGAGUUGCAGCUUGUAGGCCCCUUUUUUAAAAUAAGAAUAAGCCCAUUAGAGUUGUGAAUGUGAAGGUGUAAAGUUUAGGGAGGGUUAGGGUUUAGGAUCAAAGGAAUAAGAAUAGGCUAGGCAGAGCUGUAGGACCCUAAAUGCUGCCUAGCCACAACUCCCUCCUUCCCCUCCCUGCCACGAAUCAUAUAUAUAUAUAUAUAUAUAUAUAUAUAUAUUAGGCAAAAUAAUUAGGCCCAUCAUAAUUCUCAUCCCCCAUAACCAGGACUUUUAAAUAAUAAAAGGCUUCUGGUAUUCAUAGUCAGUACAAAGUUGAUCCAGGGACUAGUCCGAUUGCCAUUU
Xenopus laevis (African clawed frog) is the source of this 3282-nucleotide messenger RNA. RefSeq names its product protein kinase C delta type-like. Bases 152 to 1066 code for a protein of 304 amino acids. Lineage: Eukaryota; Metazoa; Chordata; Amphibia; Anura; Pipidae. The transcript has 10 exons. The record is from RefSeq and is a predicted model, not a curated record.